This is a messenger RNA of Acytostelium subglobosum LB1, 1806 nucleotides long. RefSeq lists its product as hypothetical. The record is from RefSeq and is a predicted model, not a curated record. Bases 1 to 1806 code for a protein of 601 amino acids. NCBI's taxonomy places the organism in Eukaryota, Evosea, Eumycetozoa, Acytosteliales, Acytosteliaceae. The transcript has a single exon.
AUGGAGAGUCUUGAUGACAGAGUGUUGCUGAUGAUCAUCGAGCUGCUCGACAACCUGGUGGAUGGCGUGUGUCUCGUGUUGGUGUCCAAGCGCCUCUUCACAUUGGCAUCCAAGAUCAGGCACUGGGGCCACACAUUCCCCGAACACGAUUCUGACGAAUGCCGCCUCUCACUCCGAUCGUUCAAAGCUUCUUGCGACCUCACGCACAGUGACUUCUAUCGAGAAUACAUCGUGACCGAGCUGCCCGCACCCGCCUCGCCCAACGCGGGGCUCGUCGCCUGUCUCGACAAUGACAGCUGCCAGCCCACGCCACACUCGAUCCCAAGAUGGGCCAAGACUCUGUGGCUGUGCCACAACAAGCCAACGAUUGCACAGGGCAUCAUCCCAGACACCGUGACCGCAAUCACAUGUGUCUGUGCAGGUGUCAUCGAGCAGUUCCCCACCGGACUGCAGUCGAUCUCACUGCGCGACACCCCACUGGUCGCCCGCCUCCCAGACUCUGUGACGGAGAUGUCGUUGUUCAGAGAAAGCGACUGGUCCAGGCAAUACACAACACAACUUCCCGACACUCCCCUGGUGUUGGCGUCACUCCCAUCAUCGUUGGUCUCACUCACCAUUAGCAAUAACAACUCUGACCGCACUAGCCGGGUGACAAUUCCGCUGCGCGCGCUGCCCAGCACGAUUCGCACUCUGACCAUCAAAGGCUAUGUGAAUAUUGAAGACCAGGACAUACUCCUUCAACUGCCUCUCGAGAGCAUUCACGCCAACGUUCGUUAUUUGCCGUCCGGCAUCAAGAGGGCCAACUUGGAGCAAGCGUCGCUCAGCCAAUACAACAUGUAUCCUCGUCUCGAGUCACUCACAAUUGACGAGUGGAUGGUAACACAAUAUCCGGACGGCUAUCCAGACACGCCACACGAGGGGUUCCCUCCCAUCUUCGAGCCCCCCUCAGUCUACGAACCUGCGCUCUUCCCAUCGCUCACGGAGCUCAACAUUGGAAAGACACACCGCCUUGUCCCCGGCAACAUCCCGCCAUCGGUUACCAAGCUCUCGGUGGGCCGAGUGGAUGGCAGACUGGACUGCGGCAGCAUCCCGUCGUCGGUGGUCGAUCUCCAGCUCGGCCGAAUAGGACUGCGCGACAACGCUGGUGUGAUCCCUCCCAGCGUGACCAGACUCAGCAUUCAAGACUUUGGCGGGCUCGCCGACAACGAGCGUCUCAUACUUCCGGCCAGUCUCACCGACUUCACACACUUUGGUUACGAGCGACCGUGCUCGUUCGACCUGCCACCGACGGCCACGCGUCUUCACCUCAGCGCCAUCAACGGCACGGUGAUUCCGGCGAGUGUCACGCAUCUUACACUGGGCACCACGCUUGUCGAUGUAUCUGCUCUGCCACCAGGCCUGGUGACGUUCCACUACGCCGCCAGAGAUAUCUUUUACUACAAAGGCGCCCAUGCACAUGAUGUGUACAACCUGCCCGAGCCCACAGCAUCGCCACUGUUGCCGCAUGGCGUACCAAAUAUUAGAGUGGACCGACCGAUACACAGCAAGAUACAUCCUCUCCGCCUCCCAUUGUCUCUCUUUACCAGUGUGCCAGCACUCCACCUUGUGAUGGCCGAGAAUGAUGAAGACACUUGUCUGCUCGAGUUGAGCUCUCGCCAUCUUGGAAACGGUCAUAUAUUGUUGCUGGAGAACAUAUCACUGCGUGGCGGCAUCAUUCCAAUCGGACACCUCCCACCUGACUAUGACAUGAUGCAGAUCAUCUCCAAGCUAGAUUGUGUCCUCUGGAACGACCAUCUGUACGAUUGA